GAGCAGCGCCCGCACGUGAGCCACGCGGAGCUGGUGGGCCGCGGAGGGUCCGCGCCGCCGCCCGGGCGCCUUCUUCUGCUCUUCCCGAGUCCCUCGCGGCCCCCCUGCAGCCAUGAAGACGAAGCCGGUGUCCCACAAGACCGAGAACACGUACCGGUUUCUUACAUUUGCUGAACGAUUGGGGAAUGUGAACAUUGAUAUUAUUCACCGUAUCGAUAGAACGGCAAGUUAUGACGAGGAAGUUGAAACUUACUUCUUUGAGGCUCUGCUGAAAUGGAGAGAACUGAACCUUACAGAACACUUUGGGAAAUUUUACAAAGAAGUCAUUGACAAAUGCCAGUCUUUCAAUCAAUUGGUCUAUCAUCAAAAUGAAAUAGUUCAGAGUUUGAAGACUCAUCUACAAAUUAGGAACAGUUUUGCCUACCAACCCCUUUUGGAUUUAGUUGUCCAGUUGGCACGAGAUCUGCAGACGGAUUUUUAUCCACAUUUUCAAGAUUUUUUUGUGACUAUUACCUCCAUCCUGGAGACUCAGGAUACAGAGCUGUUGGAAUGGGCCUUCACCUCGCUGUCGUAUCUUUACAAGUACCUGUGGAGACUGAUGGUAAAGGACAUGUCCAGUAUAUACAGGAUGUACAGUACCCUUUUGGCUCAUAAAAAACUACAUAUAAGAAAUUUUGCUGCUGAAAGCUUUACGUUUUUGAUGAGAAAGGUUUCUGAUAAAAAUGCACUUUUCAAUUUAAUGUUCCUUGAUCUUAAUGAACAUCCGGAAAAAGUGGAAGGGGUUGGACAGUUGCUUUUUGAAAUGUGCAAAGGAGUUCGAAAUAUGUUUCAUUCCUGUACAGGCCAGGCUGUGAAGCUAAUUUUGCAGAAGCUGGGACCAGUUACUGAAACAGAAACGCAGUUACCAUGGAUUUUAGUUGGAGAAACACUCAAAAACAUGGCCAGAUCCAGUGUAGUCUACAUCUACAAGGAACAUUUUGGUAUUUUUUUUGACUGUUUGCAAGAAUCACUCUUGGAGCUACAUAACAGUGUGACAAAAACAAACUGUUGUGAAACUUCUGAACAAAUUAAGCGACUGUUAGAAACAUACCUGAUACUUGUGAAACAUGGAAAUGGAUCAAAGAUCACCAAACCUGCUGAUGUUUGUAAAGUACUGUCUCAAGCAUUGCAAACAACUAAUCUCUCCACAUCUUGCCGAAAAACCCUCUUGGAUGUAAUUUCUGCUUUGAUCCUUGGUGAAAAUGUUUCCUUGCCAGAGACCCUCAUCCAUGAGACCAUAGAAAAAAUUUUUGAGAGCAGAUUUGAGAGACAUCUAAUUUUUUAUUUUUCUGAGGUCAUGUUUGCGAUGAAACAGUUCGAGCAGCUGUUUCUCCCAAGCUUCCUAGUAUACAUUGAUAAUUGCUUCUCACUUGGUGACUCUGUGGUCAGAGAUGAAGCCCUUGCCAUCUUGGCCAAGCUUAUUCUGAACAAAGCAGCUCCUCCUACUGCUGGCUCCAUGGUGACUGAAAAGUAUCCCCUGGAUUUCUCACAACACACAGUGGGGUCCUACUUAAGUCAGAGGAACACUGACUCCAAGGGAAGAAAGGAACAGUUUCCAGUACUGGACCAUCUCUUCUCCAUACUCCAGCUACCCCCAAAUAAAGAUGCUACUUACCUUUCACAUUCUUGGGCAGCCCUUGUAGUGUUACCCCAUAUUAGGCCUCUGGAGAAAGAGAAGGUGGUACCACUGGUCACAUGCUGCAUAGAAUCUCUCAUGACUGUUGACAGAGGGAGCUUUGGGAAAGGAAAUUUAUUUGUUCUUUGUCAAGCUGUAUAUACCCUGCUGAGUUUGGAAACGUCUUCUGAGCUGCUUCAUUUGGUUCCUGUGGAACGAGUAAAGAAUUUAAUAUUAGCAUUUCCAUCGGAGCCAUCUGUGUUGCUGCUGGCUGAUCUCUAUUAUCAGAGACUGGCCUUGUGUGGCUGUAAAGGGCCACUGUCUGAGGACGCACUAAUGGAACUAUACCCCAAGUUACAAUCCAACAUUUCCUCUGGAGUCUCCAAGAUUCGCCUUUUGACAAUAAGGAUACUAAACCAUUUUGACAUUCAGCUUCCAGUGCUGAUGGAGGGUGAUGCCCUCCAGGAGCGGCAGGCAGCCUUCGCCGUCCUGCGGCAGGCCGAGCUCGUGCCGGCCACUGUGAGUGACUACAGAGAGAAGCUGCUGCACCUGCGGAAGCUGAGGCACGAUGCCGUGCAGGCCUUGGUCCCCCAGGGGCCGCUGCAGGAGGUGCCUCUCCGAUAUUUGUUAGGCAUGUUAUACAUCAACUUCAGUGCUCUCUGGGAUCCUGUUAUUGAGCUCAUAAGUUCCCAUGCGCAUGAAAUGGAAAAUAAGCAGUUUUGGAGUGUCUACUAUGAACAUCUAGAUAAAGCAGCUACACUUGCUGAGAAAGAACUGCAAAAGGAUGUAAGUGAGGAGGUGUCCAUUGGAGAUGAAAGUUGGGAGCAGACCCAGGAAGGAGAUGUUGGAGCUCUUUACGAGGUGCAGUUAGCAUUGAAAACUGACUGUCGGGAAAGACUGGACCAUACCAACUUUCGAUUUUUGCUGUGGCGAGCUCUGGCCAAAUUCCCAGAGAGAGUAGAGCCGAGGUCCCGGGAACUUUCUCCACUUUUCUUGAGAUUUAUCAACAACGAGUACUACCCAGCAGACCUGCAGGUCGCUCCAACCCAGGACCUGCGCAGGAAGGGCAGAGAAGUGGGAGCAGAGGAGGUAGAAGAGGCACCUGCCGCUGGAGAAGAGGCAGAGUUAGAGGAAGAAGUGGUGCCGCCAGAUGAGGUCCUGCAGAAGAAAAAGACAAGAAGAGCUGCAGCAAAGCAGUUAAUUGCUCAUUUGCAAGUCUUCUCUAAAUUUACAAAUCCACGGGCCUUAUAUCUGGAAUCCAAAUUAUAUGAGUUAUAUCUUCAGUUAUUACUGCACCAAGAUCAGACUGUGCAGAAAAUAACCUUGGAUUGCAUAAUGACCUAUAAACAUCCUCAUAUCCUUCCUUACAGAGAAAACUUACAAAGAUUGCUGGACGACAGAAGCUUUAAGGAAGAGAUAGUGCAUUUCAGCAUUGCAGAAGAUAAUACUAUAGUGAAGACAGCCCACCGAGCAGAUUUGUUUCCUAUUCUGAUGAGACUUCUGUAUGGGCGAAUGAAGAACAAGACUGGGAGUAAAACUCAGGGGAAGUCUGCCUCCGGCACCCGCAUGGCCAUAGUUCUGCGGUUCCUCGCUGGGACCCAACCUGAAGAGAUCCAGAUAUUCUUAGAUCUGCUAUCUGAACCUGUGAAGCACUUCAAGAAUGGGGAAUGCCAUUCUGCAGUCCUUCAAGCAGUGGAGGCUUUGGACUUGUCCAAAGUUCUUCCCCUAGGUCGUCAGCAUGGCAUCUUAAAUAGCCUGGAAAUUGUGCUGAAAAACAUCAGUCACCUGAUCAGUGCAUACUUACCAAAGAUUUUACAGAUACUGCUGUGUAUGACAGCAACUGUUUCAUGCAUCCUUGACCAUCGAGAAAAGAUUCAUCUGAGGUUUAUUAACCCACUGAAAAACUUAAGACGUCUUGGGAUCAAGAUGAUCACUGACAUCUUUGUAGAUUGGGAAUCUUACCAGUUCCAAACAGAGGAAAUUGAUGCUGUGUUUCAUGGUGCAGUUUGGCCCCAGAUCUGUAGGCUUGGAUCGGAGAGUCAGUACUCGCCAACUCCUCUGUUGAAGCUAAUUAGUGUCUGGAGCAGGAAUGCAAGAUACUUUCCAUUUCUGGCUAAACAGAAACCUGGACAUCCAGAAUAUGAUAUCCUGACUAAUGUGUUUGCAAUUCUGUCAGCAAAGAAUCUCUCUGAUGCCACAGCCAGCAUUGUAAUGGAUAUAGUUGAUGACCUUCUUAACCUUCCUGAUUUUGAGCCCACAGAAACAGUGCCGAGUUUGCCAGUGACUGGCUGUGUGUAUGCUGACAUAGCAGAAAACACAGAUGAGCCUGUCACCGUGGGAGGAAGACUGGUCCUCCCUCAUGUGCCUGCAAUUCUUCAGUAUCUCAGCAAAUCAGCAAUAAGUGCAGAAAAGGUGAAAAAGAAAAAGAACAGGGCACAAAUCAGUAAGGAGCUCGGCAUCCUUUCAAAGAUCAGCAAGUUCAUGAACGAUAAGGAACAGAGUUCUCUACUCAUUACCCUUCUUCUUCCAUUCCUCCACCGUGGCACUGUUCCCCAGGAUACGGAGCUCGAUCUUCUGGUGACAGUGCAAAACUUGUUACAGCAUUGUCUGGACCCCACAACCUUCCUCAGGCCACUGGCCAAACUCUUUUCAGUUAUUAAGAACAAGUUGUCAAGACAAUUGCUUUGUACAGUUUUCCAGAGUUUUUCUGAUUUUGACAGUGAAUUAAAAUAUAUUACAGAUAUUGUCAAGCUUAAUGCGUUUGAUCAAAGACAUCUUGAUGACAUCAACUUUGAUGUUCGCUUCUCGGCAUUCCAGACCAUCACUUCCUACGUGAAGGAGAUGCAGACAGUGGAUAUUAAUUAUCUGAUUCUUGUGAUGCAUAAUUGCUUCUAUAACAUGGAGUUGGGAGAUAUGUCCCUGAGUGACAACGCCAGCAUGUGCUUGAUGAAUAUUAUCAGAAAGCUUGCUGCCUUGAAUGUCACGGAGAAAGAAUACAAAGAAGUCAUUCAUCGUUCACUGCUGGAGAAACUGAGGAAAGGGUUGAAGAGCCAGACAGAGAGUGUUCAGCAUGAUUAUACCCAGAUACUUUCCUGUUUAAUUCAGUCAUUUCCAAGUCACCCAGAAUUUAAGGACUUGGUGCAGCUCACUCACUACCACGAUUCAGAAAUGGACUUCUUUGAGAACAUGAAGCACAUUCAGAUCCACAGAAGAGCAAGGGCCUUGAAGAAACUGGCAAAACAACUUCAGGAAGGCCAAGUUGAGCUGUCUCCUAAAUCUCUGCAGAACUAUAUCAUGCCUUAUGCCAUGGCUCCAAUAUUUGAUGAAAAAAUGCUGAAGCAUGAAAAUAUAACCAUUGCUGCCACAGAGCUCAUUGGAGCUAUUUGCAGACAUCUUUCUUGGCCAGCCUACAUAUAUUACUUGAAACAUUUCAUUCAUGUCCUACAGACAGGAAAAAUCAACCAGAAAUUGGGUGUCAGCUUGCUAGUAAUAGUAUUGGAAGCAUUCCACUUUGACCAUAGCACUCUUAAAGAACAAAUGGGGAAAAUUCAGAAUGAAGAAAUGAACCCAGACGCAGCCGAAGUGUCUGAGUUACUGGAGGAGGAAGCCAUGGAGUUAGAGCCCAUGGGAGAGGAAGAGAAGGAAGGUGUACAUGAGAGCUUAUCAGACAACAAAGAGGCUAUGGGAGCACCUGAUUCAUCUGGGACAGCAGCUAAGGAACCUGAGUGCAUCUCAAAGAUUGUCUCUUUCCUUCCUCGGAACAAGGAAGAACUAGAGAGAACAAUUCAAACUAUCCAGGGAGCCGUAACUGGGGAUAUCCUCCCCAGGCUGCACAAGUGCCUCGCAUCUACGACGAAAAGAGAAGAGGAGCACAAGCUGGUGAAGUCAAAGGUUGUGAAUGAUGAGGAAGUGGUUCGUGUUCCUCUAGCCUUUGCCAUGGUUAAACUCAUGCGGUCCCUUCCUCAGGAGGUGAUGGAGGCAAAUCUGCCCAGUAUUUUGCUGAGAGUAUGUGCCCUCCUCAAAAACAGAGCACAGGAAAUCAGAGACAUUGCACGCAGCACUCUCUCCAAAAUAAUAGAGGAUCUGGGUGUGUACUUUCUGCAAUAUGUUCUGAAAGAAUUACAGACCACCCUUGUCCGUGGAUAUCAGGUCCACGUGCUCACCUUCACCGUUCACAUGCUGCUGCAAGGCCUGUCCAGCAAGCUGCACGUGGGAGAUUUGGACCCUUGUUUAGAUACAAUGACUGAGAUUUUUAACCAUGAAUUGUUUGGUGCCCUUGCUGAAGAGAAGGAAGUAAAGCAGAUUCUUUCCAAAGUCAUGGAGGCACGGAGAAGCAAAAGUUACGAGUCUUACGAAAUCCUGGGCAAGUUUGUAGGAAAAGAUCAGGUUACAAAACUAAUUCUCCCAUUAAAGGAGAUUCUACAAAAUACCACAAGUUUAAAACUUGCCCGGAAAGUUCAUGAAACAUUGCGCCGAAUUAUAGCAGGAUUAAUUGUAAAUCCAGAAAUGACAGCAGAAUCCAUUUUACUGCUCAGUUAUGGUUUGGUCAGCGAGAACCUACCUCUGUUAAAAGAGAAAGAAAAAAGUCCAGCAACCCCUACACAUGAUCCACGUCUGCCUCCCCAGAGCUGCCUUCUGCUCCCCCCAACUCCAGUUCGAGGUGGACCAAAAGCUGCUGUGAGCAGGAAAACCAACAUGCACAUAUUUGUUGACUCUGGGCUUCGGCUGCUACAUCUGAGUCUCAAGACUUCUAAGAUCAAGUCGUCAAGCGAGCACAUCCUGGAGAUGUUGGAUCCUUUUGUGUCUGUCCUUAUAGACUGUCUAGGUUCCAAGGACGUGAAGGUGAUCACAGGGGCUCUGCAGUGCCUGAUGUGGGUCUUGAGGUUGCCCUUGCCGUCCAUAGACAGCAAAGCAGGACGGCUGACAAAGCACCUUUUCCUUUUGCUGAAGAACUACGCAAGACUCGGAGCUGCACAGGGCCAGAAUUUCCACCUGGUGGUAAAUUGUUUCAAGUGUGUGACCACAGUUGUAAAGAAAGUCAAGUCUUACCAGAUAACGGAAAAGCAGCUUCAGGUUCUGCUGGCAUAUGCUGAGGAGGACAUUUAUGACACUUCAAGACAAGCCACGGCAUUCGGUCUUCUGAAGGCAAUUUUAUCAAGAAAGUUAUUAGUCCCUGAAAUUGAUGAUGUUAUGCGGAAAGUUUCCAAGUUGGCAGUUUCUGCACAAAAUGAGCCUGCCAGAGUCCAGUGUCGACAGGUUUUUCUGAAAUACAUUCUUGACUAUCCCCUUGGUGAAAAAUUGAGACCAAACUUAGAGUUCAUACUGGCUCAACUGAAUUAUGAACAUGAGACUGGAAGAGAGUCCACCUUGGAAAUGAUCGCCUAUCUCUUCGACACCUUCCCUCAGGGACUGCUGCAUGAGAGCUGCGGCAUGUUCUUCAUCCCUCUUUGCCUAAUGAUGGUCAACGAUGACUCUGCCCAGUGCAAAAAGAUGUCCUCCAUGGCAAUCAAACUAUUACUCAGUAAGGUCAGCCUGGAGAAAAAGGAUUGGCUGUUUGGUAUGGUCACUUCCUGGUUUGAAGCAAAAAAGAAAUUAAAUAGGCAGCUUGCUGCCAUGAUCUGCGGCUUCUUUGUGGAGAGUGAAGGGGUGGAUUUUGAGAGAAGGCUUGGAACUGUUCUUCCUGUGGUUGAAAAGGAGAUUGAUCCUGAAAACUUUAAAGACAUCACAGAGGAGACUGAAGAAAAAGCUGCAGACCGCCUGCUGUUCAGUUUCCUUACGCUGAUAAGUAAACUCAUCAAGAGAUGUAAUAUUACUCAGCUUACCAAGCCCUCUGAGACUUUGAAUAAAAUCUGGAGUCAUGUGCACUCUCACCUGCGACACCCACACAACUGGGUGUGGUUCACAGCAGCCCAGAUCUUUGGACUACUCUUUGCAUCUUGCCAACCAGAGGAGCUUGUUCAAAAAUGGAAAGCCAAGAAGACCAAAAAGAAGCUCCUAGAUCCAAUAGCAGUCAGAUUCCUAACAAGUGACCUUGUUCAAAAGAUGAAAAGUAUCUCUCUAGCCUCUUGUCAUCAGUUGCAUUCCAAAUUCUUGGAUCAGUCUCUAGGAGAACAGGUUGUUAAGAAUUUAUUGUUCAUUGCAAAAGUCUUGUACUUACUGGACCCUGAAAGCGAAAGUGAGGACAGGCAAGGAGAGAUGCAAGACUUGGGAGAACCGGAAGACUUAGGAGACGGCCAGGCUGGCGCGGAUGGGAAGGUGGGGUCUGACCAAGAAGAGAAGGAGGAGCCCUGCAGGCCAGCCACGCUGCUGUGGCUGAUCCAGAAGCUGUCCCGGGCGGCGAAGCUGGAAGCUGCCUAUUCACCCAGAAACCUUCUAAAGAGAACUUGGAUCUUUAAGUUCCUGGGUGCUGUAGCAUUGGACCUUGGAGCAGACAGGGUGAAGCCUUACCUCCCCGUGAUCAUCGCGCCCCUGUUUCGAGAACUGAACAGCACCUAUGCAGAGCAAGAUCCUUUGCUGAAGAACUUGUCCCAGGAAAUCAUAGAAUUACUCAAAAAGCUGGUUGGCCUCGAGUGCUUCUCGUUAGCUUUUGCUUCUGUACAGAAACAGGCUAGUGAGAAAAGGGCACUUCGGAAAAAGAGGAAAGCUGUGGAGUUUGUAACCAAUCCUGAUAUUGCUGCCAAGAAGAAGUUGAAGAAGCAUAAAAAUAAAAGUGAGGCAAAGAAGAGAAAGAUCGAGUUUCUGCGUCCAGGCUAUAAGGCCAAGAGACAAAAGACCCACAGCCUGAAAGACUUGGCAAUGGUGGAAUGAGGCCUCCCUGGGCUCCCACCUGGAACUUACUCCUGCCCCGGGGUACAGACUUUCUUGUAUAUUCUACUGCGCUGAAGUCACAGCAGAUUUUCUUAUUUAACUUAAACUUUGGAAGCCAGGUGUGCUGGCUGCACAUCUGUAAUCCCAGUACUUGGGAGGAUGAGGCAAGACGGUUGCUCCAAGUUCAAGGCCAACCUGAAUUACAGUUUCAGGUCACCCUAGGCUGCAGUGAGCCCCUGCUUCAAAAAAAAAUAACAGGAGUUAAACGUUGGCAUAGAUUUAUAUGUAUAAUGUAUUUUUAAUAAAAAUGUUUACCACUGUA
Messenger RNA from Jaculus jaculus (lesser Egyptian jerboa), 8783 nucleotides. It is a transcript of the gene Utp20, whose product is annotated as UTP20 small subunit processome component. The record is from RefSeq and is a predicted model, not a curated record. The coding region runs from base 113 to 8461 and encodes 2782 amino acids. NCBI's taxonomy places the organism in Eukaryota, Metazoa, Chordata, Mammalia, Rodentia, Dipodidae. Gene Ontology annotation, cellular component: 90S preribosome; small-subunit processome; nucleolus. The transcript is spliced from 62 exons.